Oncorhynchus tshawytscha (Chinook salmon) is the source of this 3330-nucleotide messenger RNA. RefSeq lists its product as uncharacterized. The record is from RefSeq and is a predicted model, not a curated record. The transcript has 2 exons. Bases 2087 to 3259 code for a protein of 390 amino acids. NCBI's taxonomy places the organism in Eukaryota, Metazoa, Chordata, Actinopteri, Salmoniformes, Salmonidae.
GGCCAUACCAAUCCUGGUGGCCUAUUGGAGCAGAUUAGUGAUGAGUUCGACAAGGUCGCACAUGUGGAUAUGAGCCGAGCAAUAGGCUCCUAUUGUAGUCACGAGAGUCUGGCUAUAUACAGCAAAUGUUCAUAAUUGGGCGACGCGGUGUAGUUGAUGAGACUACGUUGAGUCACAGCUCCCAUAUAUUGACCCCAUAUAUCUACAACUGUCCCACCUCUUCUAUUACAAUUGCACAAGUAACUGUUCUCACCUAUUAACGGCUCAACUUUGCAGACAGCACAAUCUCCCUCCAGAGCGUAUCAUAUAAUUAGGUCGUACUGCCUAUUCUACGAUGGCCAAAGUCUUGGUAGACAAACAGCAACAUGCCCUUGACACUGGGAAACAAACUGUGCCCAUAGCCCUAUGUUCCACUCAAUCAAAGCUGGAAAGGGACACUAGGGAGCUUCUAGGCCACAUUACUGCAUUGGGUAUGCGUACACCCAAGUUCAAACUGAGGUUUACAGUGAGACUUUCAUCUUUUACCAGAUACAAGACAACUAUGACCUGCCUAGGUUAUCUGGGAUUGAGUAGAACCUUGGAUGAGAUACAGACACUGGGCUCUGAGCACCAGCCCUACCACAGCUUUAUGUCCGAGGUACAAGCACCCUGUGUUUAUUAUCUGGAGAAGGGGAGAUGUGACGUCAAUGAGCCUCAAACUCCGUUCGGCUCAGGGUUUAUCUGCCCCAGAACAAUGGCCAACGGAGACUUCGAUUUAGCUAUCACCUUAAGCGUCGAUCAAGAUCUCACACAUCACACCAACAUUGAGGUGAACAACAACUGCUCGGAAGAUCUCAAGGAGGCCUUGAAAACGGGCACCCCAGGGGAUAUUUGUAAGGUGUUGAGGCCUAUGGAGAAGGUUGUCUAUUAUGUGCUGUUCAACACCUUGAAUGAGAUCUUGCAAGGACUGGAGUGAAGAGUACAGCGUCUACCCAACCAUAAGGCAUAUACCUAACAGUAACUAAGUUAAUAUCAAUGCAACUGUGGUGAGUCCCAGCUCAGUCAGUACAUGUGAUAUACUAUGUCGAAAGCAAGAGGGGUUUACGGCACUUUCUCUGUAGAUUAUGUAGUGAUUAGAGGGGGUAAACAGGACCUCAACUCUCAUGGUCUGUUUAUGAAUGACACUGUGAUGGAUAAAGACUUUAACUACGACCUCUUAGUAGACCUGGACUCCUCGUUUAGGGGAGAGUACAGCUCUAUUCUGGACCAAGAGCUGCUUGUCAAUGAAUACACCCGGUACAUAACCAAUAAGCUGAGGUGCUUCCAAAGACAAUCGCAGCUCGAGCAACGCCGCGUACUGUUCGUGUCUUCCAGUUACAUACCCAGACCCUUGAUUGGGAUCACAGGGGCUAGGACUGAGAUGAUAUCCAUUUUUUUCAACUGUUUCAACAAAGUGUAUGUGGUGAACGGGGAGUCGCUGUGCAACCAGGAGUUUGUGGACAAGUGGAGUACGGCAACCCAGCUCCCUGGAUAUCUGCUGGAAGCUGAUGCUGUUCUGGACAGUUACACACCUUUGCCGUUGAGCGAGGCAACACGUUUAUCACUCUUUUCAGGUGAGCAGGAGGAGGAUAUUCAAUUGGAUACGUAUCUCCUGUACACAGAGGACCAUAUCACCUAUAUCAAAAUGUCUCAGUAUGUCAUGCGUCUUAAGCUACAGUGGAGAUCUAAGGCUGGAGUGUUCGACAGGAAGCCUAACUGUCACUACGUGAUACAGCCAUGCGGUGAAAUUGUCUUUAUCCGUGAAUUCCACUCCUUGAAAAGUGUGUUUCUCCUUAACAAACUGAUUUCCUUGUUAGCGUAUAUAUUUUGAUCCUGGUUCUAAAGGCUAUGCUGUAUAUACAUGUGGGUCUAUGUCAAUUAUUACAAUCUGUACAGUGUUGUGUAAUAAACAGUGACACCUGGUGUAUGUGACUUGUAUUGCGUUUCACACUCAACACUUUGCCAAGGACCAUCAUUUCCAGACCCUGGAACAGGACCUGAUCAUGUGUCCCCAUACAUUGGUCGGAUACACGGGGUAACCACUCGCCUCUACACAGCCAGAGCUACAAUGUCAUUAGUCUGCAGUGACAGAGAUACGGUUAAGAUCUCUCCAACCCAUGUAGGGGCCAUGUACGUAUCCUUGUCAGUUGUAUGUAGCUGGACCACACCCCUGAUACACUUAACAUUGGGUAGGUGGAAUCAGUCAUGGUUGGCUGAUACAGCAAUGUAUGGGGAAGGGGAUGGUUUCAGCUUAUAUAAAAGGGCUCAACUGCUCCUGCAGGUCCCAUUCAUAGGCUGCGCUCCCUGUGAACACAGUCAAGAUUCCACACUGUCUAACACUUGGCACUGUCUAAGACUCACUAUGGCAAUGUACAUUACAACAAUGUGUCUGCUGCUCACUGCAGCAAGUACAGUUGAGUGUUGCGUGUUGACAAGGGCGACAGGUCUUACAGAUCAGAGACCUGAACCAUUCUCCAUUGUAGCUACAAUGGGAAACACUGUCAAGUUACCGGGAUACUUGGCAAACAGCACUGAGCCUUUCUAUAAGGACAAUAACGUUGUGUAUGCUACUGAACACAUAUAUGAUCUCAUGCUCACCCCAGUGGGAUCCCAAGUUAGCAUUCGUUUCCUCACGUGCACCGACGAAGGCACCUACAGGAUAGGGAGUGUGACCUUCAAUCUGAGUGCGAAAGCGGACACGUGCGCUAUGUUCUACUAUACUGCCAAAGUUGACAAGGUUAAGAAGGCCGCCUUGGUUAAGCCACUGAAUGGUGUCAUUAGAAUCUCUAUGCUCUACAUAGAACCCGAAAAUAGCCAGUUGUGGAGUUUAAUUGAAGUAUGGAAUGACACUAUGACCAGAAUGAUAAGCCCAGACCAUUGCUGUUUCAUGAUCGAUGCAGGCACCACCUUUGGGGGAUAUGGCGAUAAACAAUACCAUUAUUUUAUGUAUCAGAGACAAGGGCAAGCUGCCAGCUCCUGCUCCAAUGUCCAUCUAGCAGCCUCCGCAGGUGCCAGCGUUACAACAACUCGAAUAAACCCAAUGUUGACAAUGACAGAUCUGAAGGAGUUGGAGGAUGUGAAGACACAGGUGAAACUGUUCAACGUCAGCGACGGUAUACGGGACCUGAAGAGGAUGAUAGACGAAUUGGAAAAGUCUUGGAAGUCUGCGGGACCUAGCCUGGAAACACACAUCCUGACACCACUGUUCAUUGCAAUGACAAUACUGAUGAUGUCUAUUUAGUCAUGAACCGAUUACAUGUGUGGCCUAUGGAGUGUCUAUAUAACUCGGGUCUCUCUGUUGAGUGUGUGUCA